UCGGUCGUCGUCGCGGCUGGAGCCACCCUCCCUCGCGCGACGAGGAUUGUCGCGCGGUCUUUCUGCUCUGACGUUUCGUCAAUCGGCAGCUCCCGCCUCGCCCCUAUCUCCUGCGACGAGUCUUCGAUCCAACGACCAGGAGUUGACCCCGUCGUCUCCACAUCCUUAUCUCGCCUGGCGCCAGACAGCUCGACCGCCGGCUCUUCGGGCAGCCAACGGCGGCCGAUGCGACGGGCUCUGUCCCGCAAUUCUGCCCACGACAGGUUCGAGAGCUUUGAAGAGCUCAUCGUCGAACCAGUUGUAGAAAUCGUCCCCGGUUGAGAGUUGUGGUGAACUCAAUUCUCGAAACCGGGCUCUGAUACCAAAUGUUAGAAACCUAAUUCUAGGGUUCUAACGGUUGGAUUGAUGAGAUUGGGAAUUGAUAGAUAUUUAGGGAUUGAGAUAGGAUUGUGGAAGAACAGAAUUGGGGAUUAGGAAUUUAGAAGAG
Messenger RNA from Linum tenue, 487 nucleotides. Lineage: Eukaryota; Viridiplantae; Streptophyta; Magnoliopsida; Malpighiales; Linaceae. The record is from the annotation of a GenBank genome assembly.